AUGAACCAGAGGGUCAUGGUGCGUUCGAGCUGUUUUUCCAGAGGGGCUAUAUGCAGAGCUGUAGCCAUUGCAGCUUCAUUAUCAGUACCUCAGACGAGUUGUCCCAGCGGAAGAGCUGCGUUGCUGAAGGAAGCUCGUGAAACGGUUCAAUGGAUCAUGUCAUGGAAUGUAAGAGGGUUGGGGAGGAAAGAUAAAAGGGGAAAAAUUUUGAAGUUGGUUAAGGAUAAAAAGUUGGAUAUGUUGUUGUUACAAGAAACUAAGAAAUCCAAUGUUGAUGAAUUGCUCGUGAAGUCCUUGAGGCCACUUGAUUCUUUGCAGUUUUUGGCAGUGGAUUCGGUGGGAAGUGCGGGGGGCUUGCUACGUGUGUGGAAUCCUGGGGGGUCAGUUAUGGGAAGCAUUGGGAAGGCUGAAGUCAUCUUUUCACAAACCUUGGUGUAUUGGAGGGGAUUUAAUGAAAUUCGAUUUUUGAAUGAAAGAAGGAGUUUCCUGAGAAGGGACAAAGGAAUGAUUGAAUUUAAUGAGUUUAUUGAACGUAUGGAGUUCUUAGAUUUGCCUGUGUUAGUGAGAGGCUUUACAUGGUGUAAUUCAGUGGAAGGAGAUAGAUGGAGUAGAAUUGAUAGGUUUUUAUUAGAUUCCUUGUGGCUAGAGAAGUUUAGCCUUAAGCAGUGGGGCCUUCCAAGGAGUUUUUUUGAUCAUUGUCCAUUGGUGCUGAUAGAGGAUGAAAGAGACUGGGGUCCUAGACCUUUUAGGUUCCUAAAUGCAUGGAGUUUGCAUCCUACUUUUAUGGCUAUGGAAAAGAAAUCUUGGACAGAGGCUGAGACUUAUGGUUGGGCUGGCUUUAGGUUGAAGGAAAGAUUAGCAUCUCUGAAGAUGGCAUUGAAGAAAUGGAAUGUGGAGGACUUCGGAAAUGUUGAUCUUCAGUUAAAAUCCGCUGAGGAGGAGCUCCAUGAGAUUGACUUAAAAGCUGAAGUUGGGCCUUUUCUGGACACUGAAAUUGGUGGAAGAAGAGAGUUAAGAAGUUUAGUAUGGAAGCUGAAGAAGAGAUUGGGAUGGAUCUGGCAACAAAAAUCUAGAAUUAAAUGGGCUCAAGAUGGCGAUAAAAAUAUGAGAUUCUUUCAUGUGAUGGUUAAGAGGAGACAAGCCAAGAAUUUAAUUGAUACAGUUGUUCAGAAUGGGGAAGUUAUUGGGGAACCAAAGAGGGUGAAACAAGUAGUGGUAGGGCAUUUUAGAAAACUGUAUUUUGAGGAGUGGAAAAGCAGAUCAAAGCUGGAUGGUCCUUUUAUUACCAUUGGGGAUGAUGAGGCAAAGAGGGAUUUAGAAGUAGAGUUUACAUUGGAAGAAGUGUGGGCAGCUGUGAAAGACUGUGAUGGGAAUAAAGCUCCAGGGCCUGAUGGUUUCAACCUUUACUGCAUUCAGAAGAAUUGGGAGGUGAUGAGAAGUGAAAUCCUCUAG
This is a messenger RNA of Camellia sinensis, 1452 nucleotides long. The record is from RefSeq and is a predicted model, not a curated record. Lineage: Eukaryota; Viridiplantae; Streptophyta; Magnoliopsida; Ericales; Theaceae.